Sphaerodactylus townsendi is the source of this 7083-nucleotide messenger RNA. Its product is annotated as receptor-type tyrosine-protein phosphatase V-like. The record is from RefSeq and is a predicted model, not a curated record. Gene Ontology annotation, biological process: protein dephosphorylation; angiogenesis. Bases 1 to 6297 code for a protein of 2098 amino acids. Gene Ontology annotation, molecular function: protein tyrosine phosphatase activity; cadherin binding. The transcript is spliced from 38 exons. NCBI's taxonomy places the organism in Eukaryota, Metazoa, Chordata, Lepidosauria, Squamata, Sphaerodactylidae.
AUGGUCAUCUGCUUCUUGGUGUUUUUCUACCUGCAGGAUGCCAAAUGCAACCAAACAGACUGGCAAAGAAAUCCAGGAGCAGGACUGUCUGACGAGAAUGGACACCUCCUGAAUGUCACUGUCAGGAACCACGGCCACUCUGACUCCCUUUUCCUGUCCUGGAACAAACCUUUGGGAGAUAUCCAAGGAUUCUUGCUGGCUGUUUAUGCCUUGGAGACCAACACUCUGCUGCAGAAUGGAUCAGCUGGAUUCAAUGCUACCAGCUUCAACUUCCAGGGCUUGCUUCCUGGAACACAGUACAAUAUUGAAGUCACUGCUUUGCUGGCUUGUGAACAGAAUUUCAGUGGAAGAGUCACUGGGCAAACAGUUCCUUCCCCUGCAAAGGAUGUGACCCUGAGCACUCAGAGCAACCCUUCGGAGCUAGUGGCCUCCUGGAGUGAAGCCCCUGGUGGGAAAGAUGGCUACCAGCUGGUUCUUUACCACACAGAAUCACAAGCCAUUGUCAGGAAUGUGACCCUUCCAAAAGACGCCACCACUUACCAGUUUGACAAACUUCUGACUGGCAGCAAGUAUGCCCUGCGCAUCACCACAUUGGCAGGUCACUCUGCGGCAAGCACCAGUGUACAGCAGUGGACAGCUUCUGGUAUACCACAAGUGACUGGCAUAGCUCCUGUUGCCCCUAAGAAACUUUCUUUACAGAGCAAGCGCUCCAACUCCAGCCUUACUGCCUCAUGGGCCAGCACAGGGGGAGCAGAGUGGCUGCAUCUCGUCCUCCAAAACCUCCGCACUCCUACUGAAAGCAUUCCUGUGUCAAUCAGGAAGGGUGUGGACAGCUACACUUUUCGGCACCUGCAACCUGGUACCCUCUACUUCCUUAAGGUCAGCGUGUCAGCAGGGCAUUAUGAGACUGAGGGUCCCAAUGCCACGGCUUAUACAUAUCCUUUGAGCCCAACACGCGUGACCUUGGUCAGCUCUGGCAGAAACAACACCUUGAAGGCAUCAUGGGACUCCCCAGCUGGAGGAAGAGAAUUUUAUCUGGUGACUCUGCAGGAGGGAAAGAGCAGCACACCUCUCCGAAACGUGACAGUAGCCGCAAACAGCACACAUGCCACCUUUCGUGGACUGAAUCCUGGGACUCGUUACACUGUCUGGGUGACUGCUGUUGCUGGGCCCUACAGAGCAUCCUCAAAGAGCAUCUCUGCCUGGACAUAUCCCAAAGCUCCACCAGGUGGCAGUCUAUCAAGCCAGGGCAAUUCCCACAUGCUUCAUGCUCAUUGGCACGAGGUGGCUGGGACUGGCUAUGUGGCCGCACUGUACACCACAGAACCACCCAUGCUGGUGCAAAACAGUUCACUUCCUAAAGGCUAUUCCAGCCUGCAUUAUGAGCGGUUAAGCCCAGGCACUCACUACGCAUGGGAGAUCAGCACGGUUGCUGGGCCCUACAUCUCUCUGCCUCUUCGCCUCAUGAACUGGACAUAUCCUUUGCCUCCAGACCACCUGAACCUAAGCAAUGAAGGUCACAGCACAAAGUCACUGCAUGCCUCUUGGCAGAACUCCUCUGGGGGCAAAGGCUGUUACAUAGGAACCCUCUUGGAAACCAAAUCCCAGCUGGAGAUCCAAAAUAUAACCAUAGAAAAGGAUGCAACAAAUGCUGUCUUUGAAGGGCUGGUCCCUGGACGCCAAUACACUCUGAAGAUGGUUGGAGUGGCUGGCCCAUUCCAGUCUCCUGUUCAAACUGCCACUGACUGGACAUAUCCUUUGGCUCCCUCAGAAGUAAAGCUGACCAGUAGCAAGUGGCCCUUCAAUCUUGUUGCCUCUUGGAACCCAUCUCCAGGUGACAGAGACCAGUUUUUUCUGCGCUUCUACAGCCAGCAGCAUCCACUGCUAAGAAACAUCACAAUUGGGCCCAGCAUACAGAAUUUUACCUUCCAGGAGCUUGUCCCUGGCAGCCAGUAUUUUCUGGAAGUGGUGGCAUUAGCAGGACCCUACCGGGCCUCAUCCCCGUUCAUCUCUGCAUGGACAUAUCCCCAGUCUCUGACUAAUGUGAGUGUGCAAUGUGGCCAGACCCCCCAGCAAUUGAUUGUGAGUUGGAUGGAAUUAGGUCAGGGACGAGAAUACUGGAUACAGCUCUACUUAGAUGAAUCCCUGUCCAUUAUCCGGAACCUCUCAGUGCCACAUGGAACUACCCAAGUGGCCAUAGAUGGCCUCGUGGCAGGAACACGAUACCGUGUUGAGAUUGUCUCCAGGGCUGGACCUCACUAUGUUUCCUCACAAACAGCCAUUGGCUACACAGUGCCCCUGAUGCCUCUCUCCCUGCUGGUGACCAGGCAUAGCUCCUCAACAUUGCACAUACAGUGGAUGGCACCUGCUGGGCAAAGGGACAGCUAUAUGGUCUCUGUCUCUGAAGAAGGCCCUACAGCUACCAAAAGUCAUAUUUCUGUGGAAAAAACCAGCACUAAUAUCACCCUUGAGAGAUUAACACCAGGAACAUGCUACCUCAUUGCAGUGUGGUCGUUGGCAGGACCAUACAACUCAGCUUCACGAAAUAGCACAGGUUGCACAGCUCCUGCAGCACCUGUAAAUGUGACCCUGAGGAACACUGGCAGCUCUUCUAUGCUACACAUGACCUGGUCAGAGGCCCCAGGGGGCAAGGACCACUACCGGCUUAUCUUAUAUUACCUGACACCUCCAGGCAUUGAGAGAGUUCAAGUUGUGGGUCCAGGAACACAGGAUUUCAACUGGACAGGUUUGCCAGCAGGCAGCCAAUUUAUUGUACAAGUUGUCACAGUGAAAGGCCAAACUGAGGCCCCCUCUUCCACCAUUACUGAGUGGACAUCCCCUGUGCCAGCCAGCUCUGUGCAAAUGUGGAAUGAGGGGCACUCAGACAGGCUGCGAGUUGCUUGGACCCCAGCCCCCGGCAGACUGCACGGCUAUGAGCUGAACUUGUACUGCUCAGGAUGCCGCACCACAGCAGCACAAGACUUUGUGGGGAGAGAUGCCAAACACUUCACCUUCUCAGGCCUGAUGCCAGGAUCCAAAUACUGGUUUGAGAUUAUCUCCUUGUCAGGGCCCUAUAGGACUUCAGCAGGAAAUGUCACUGAUUGGACAAAUCCUCUGCCUCCUCAUACAGUAACUUUGUCAAACAAAGGGCACUCUGACCAGCUGAGUGCUUCCUGGAAACGCCCCACAGGAGAACAAGAGGGCUAUGCACUGACCCUGUAUUAUGCCGGAUCAGGGACUGUGGCAGCAAAAACAUCUGUACACAAGGGGAUCACAAAUUUCACCUUCGUCGGUCUCCUCCCUGGAACUAAAUACUCCCUUGAAGUUUCUUCCUUAGCAGGGCCAAACCAAACACCAGCAAAGAAUGUCAGUGACUGGACAUACCCUUUGGUUCCUAGGAAGCUCUCCACAGUGAUUGCAAAGAACCACCCUGAACUCUCUGUGUCCUGGGGGAAACCUCUUAGCAAGCCCGAGCGCUGCCAGCUGCAGCUGUGGCAUUCUAACAACAGUACCAUGCUACAGAAUCACACCUUGGCCCCGUGGCAGGUCCAGCAUGUUUUCCACGACUUGGUUCCAGGAAGAAAUUACUCUGCAUCUCUCAGCUGCAUUUCUGGACCAUAUAAGAGCAGCUCUGAGACAGUGGUAAUACCAAUAGAGCUCACUGAGGUGAAGAACCUGCAAUGUUUCCCUGAUGUCACCAGUGUCUUUCUAAACUGGACCAUCCCUGAAGGUGAUAUUAAGACUUAUGAGCUGGCAGUGGAGACGUUUCCAAGAGCAGUCCUCCAUCAGGUUGUACGUUAUCUGACUGUUCCCAGGGCUGAAGCGACUCUGGCAGAGCUGACCUCAGACUCUUCAUAUCAAAUCCUCAUUAAUGCUGUUGGCAGGAACGGUAUGAGGGGUCCGUCUGUGACAGUGAUCUGCAACACAUCUGUGGAAGUUCUUCCGCCUCCUGUGCUAGCAGACCUCCUAGAAUUUGAUGCCAGCUCCAGAAUCAUCAUCUCGCCCAACAUGUUCAGCGAGGAGAAUGGCCGCAUAGAAUAUUAUGGCGUGGUUGUCACCACCAAUGACUCCUUGUUGAGACCUACCCAAGACAUCAUCUCCCGUACAUGGUAUGACCACUAUUAUGGGGAAGAAGAGUCAUAUUUAGCUGUGUUGGUGCCAAACCCUUUUCAUCUUAAUGAGAGUACCAGUCCUAAGGCCUGGCCAGUGACUGUUGGCUCAGAGGAAUGCAGUCAUUUGCGGAAAACUUGCAAUGGAAAACUGAAGACAGGCACACAGUACAGGUUCAGUGUUGCAGCAUUUACCAGAUACAGCCAGUGGUCCCCCAAAGUGUCAUUCACAGACUUCUCAGCAGCAGAUGCCCCAGCAGACCCUGCUAUGUUGUCUGCUCCGAUUAUGGCUGGAAUCAUCAUGGGAUUUCUCCUGACAGUCACAGCAGUUGCUGGGUUGGUCUAUAUGAAGCAUUUGAAGUCAAGGAGAAAGGAGAAGGGCAACAUGCCACAAGAAAUGGCUACAUACUGUCUGAGAAAUAUCCACCGGCCCAUCCCCAUACAAAGUUUUAGGCAGUAUUAUGAGACAAGGGCAGCAAACUCCAAUCAUGGGUUCUUUCAGGACUUUGAGGAGCUGAAAGAAGUGGGGAAAGAUCAGCCAAAAACAGAAGCUGAACACCCUGACAAUCUCUCCAAGAAUCGAUACCCCCAUGUCCUGCCUUAUGAUUACACCCGGGUAAAGCUGAACCUUCUGGAUGGGGAACCCCAUUCUGACUAUAUCAAUGCCAACUUCGUGCCAGGUUACAACUCUCCACAGGAGUUCAUUGCUGCGCAGGCACCCUUGAAGAAAACAUUGGAUGAUUUCUGGCGGCUGGUCUGGGAGCAAUGCAUCUGCACAGUUGUUAUGUUGACUGUGGGUAUGGAGAAUGGACGAGUGCUGUGUGAAUACUACUGGCCCUCAGAUACUUCUCCUGUCUUUUCUGGGCAAAUCACCAUCCACCUGCUUGCUGAAAAUUUUGCAGAUGAGUGGGCCACACGGGAGUUCAAGCUCCAGCAUGCGGGGCUCAAAGAGGAGAGGAGAGUGACCCAUCUGCACUACACAGCAUGGCCGGAUCAUGGUGUCCCUGAAUCCGCCACUUCCAUCAUGGCAUUCAUAGAUCUGGUACGAGCGCAUAUACAGAAUGCAAAGGACUCUGGGCCUACUCUGAUACACUGCAGUGCUGGAGUGGGCCGCACAGGCACUUUUAUUGCCCUUGACCGGCUCCUGCAGCAGCUAAAGCACGAGAAGGUGGUUGAUGUGUUCAAUACCAUGUACAGUCUACGGAUGAGUCGCCAUGUGAUGAUUCAGACUCUGGGGCAGUACAUUUUCCUGCACAAUUGCAUCUUAGAGAAGAUCUCUGAAAACCCACUUAUUGGCCUCUCUGGAGUGGAUCUCUCCCAUCCUGUCCCUCUGAAGAGCUUUGUUCAGCAUCAUGAAAGGAACAGUUACAAGGCCAAUGCUGGCUUCUUCAGGGAGUAUGAGCAGAUGCUUUUGGAGGCAGCGAAAGAAGAAGUCAUUUCUGCAGUACCGCUUCCUGGCAACCACCAGAUCAACUUCUGCUCCAGCAAAAUCCCUUAUGAUCAUGCUAAAGUGAAGUUCUCAGCACUGGAUCGGGAUCCCUUCUCAGACCUCUCACAUAUCUGGUUCAUCCCUGGGUGCAAUUCAGCAAAGGAUUAUAUAGCUAUUGAAGGACCUGACAAACUGGCCCGGGAGGAGUUCUGGGGGCUGGUCUGGGAAUAUGGAGUCCACACCAUCAUCACUCUAACUUCUGAGCAGGAGAGCAGCCCGGCUCCAGACAACAUCUGCUGGCCUUCUGAGGGGGAACCUGUCUGCACAGAGAUGCUGACCAUCCAACAAGGCCCUAAGAAGGCAGUUUCAGGGUGGCCAUGUAUUCAACUCCGACUGAAAUAUGAGAAGAAGGCCAAGGAGCGGGUGCUGCAACGCUUCCUUUUCCCUUUGUGGGAAGGAGAGGAGCAGCCAAGCCCCAAGGUUCUGGUGGGCUUUCUCACCAUCAUCAGGCAGCUGGUGCCACAUCGGAAGAGAGGCAGCCCCCUGGUCCUACAUAGCAGUCUGGGAGGCGUGGGUCAGAUGGGCACAUUGAUUGCCUUGGACACCUUGCUGCAGCAGCUGAAAGGAGAGAAAAGUGUGGAUGUAUAUGGAGUUGUCUUGAGGCUGGUGAGGAGCUGCUGCCUGAUGACACCGACACUGGAUAAGUACAUGUAUCUGUAUGAGUGCAUUUGUGACACCAUCACCCAGAAGCAAGUCUAGGACUAUGACAGGACCUGGCCUCCACUCUCUGUGAGACAACAGGAGGAGCCUAGAGAUGAGCAAGGGCACAUCAGGAUUGUCAGCACGGACUGGAUUCAGAUGUUCUCCUGCAGUGAUGGGCAGCUGUCCUAUGGAACCUGAUCUAAGCCCAUGUGCAGGAAGCAGAAUAAUGGGAGUCAACAACAGGGAGCCUGUGAUGUUCCUACCUCUUGAGAGCAAGGGACUUGCAUCUGCAUUCAACAAACAGCACCCCACGGCAAGAACAAUGCAGUUUUAGUUGAGGAUGCACUGCUGGCAAGAAAAAAAUCAGCCUGAAUCCUCCUAUUCCCUGUUCAGCAGUCUUGGAACUCUGGAAUCCCCAGCACUCACACAGACCAGAUUUGUAGCCAGUCUGAUAAUGGAAUCCAGAUGUCUGAUAAAGCCACUAUACCUUUUUCUAGAUAAAGAUGACACCAGGUUUGAGAAUUGGUGCCUACCUAAUUCUGUCCCCCAAGGCACUAGGACCCAAGCAGAGCAUUCCAGAACAAAGACGGUCCAGGUUAUGGCAGAUGAAUUUUCAAAUCUGGUGUCAUCUUUAUCCUGAAAAAGGUAUAGCUAAAACUAUGAUACUUCUACAUUCUGGAUAACGUGUGCUGUUUUCUGGAUAAUUUGUGCAUUUCCAGUGACUUAUAAACACUUAUUAAAAAGUGACUUUUAAACAGGGGUCUCUUCAUUGUAAAAGCACAACCAAAACGAGCAUGGAUCAUCUUCUGGAUGCCUAAAAUAAAUGAUUUUUUUUAAAAAAAA